This is a messenger RNA of Vigna umbellata (rice bean), 841 nucleotides long. RefSeq names its product PITH domain protein (DUF1000). The record is from RefSeq and is a predicted model, not a curated record. NCBI's taxonomy places the organism in Eukaryota, Viridiplantae, Streptophyta, Magnoliopsida, Fabales, Fabaceae.
UUAUUCGAAGCUGGGUUUGUUUUAGGCCAUUGAUAUUUGAUUCCUCUCUCUUUCUCUCUCCCUCUCCCUCUCUUUCUCUUUCUUUCUCUCGCAAAAACCGUAUCGACAAUGUCUGGGGAAUCAGCCAGCGCUAUUCCAAAGGGUCAAGUUGAUCUCUUAGAUUUCAUAGACUGGUCUGGGGUUGAAUGUCUCAAUCAAAGCUCCACCCACUCUCUCUCCAAUGCUAUCAAACAGGGUUAUAGAGAAGAUGAGGGUUUGCAUCUGGAGAGUGAUGCAGAUGAACAGCUUUUGCUCUAUAUUCCUUUCACACAAGUUAUUAAACUCUACUCCAUUGUUAUCAAAGGUCCUGAAGAUGAAGGCCCCAAGACGGUGAAGUUAUUUUCUAACAAGGAGCAUAUGGGAUUUAGUAAUGUCAAUGAUUUUCCACCAAGUGGUGUGGCAAAUAUGUCGGAAGAAAACCUUAAUGGGAAACCAGUACUUCUAAAGUAUGUCAAAUUCCAAAAUGUUCGUAGCUUGACAAUUUUUAUUGAGGACAACCAAACAGGUUCAGAGAUCACAAAAGUUCAGAAGAUUGUGCUGCAUGGUUCAACCGUUGAAACAACGGACAUGAAGGGUUUGAAGAAGAUUGAGGAUCAUUAAUCAUCGAGGAGAUUCGAGUUUUCUCCCAAUCCUCCAUUAGAAAUUUUGAUUGGAAAUGUUAUGUUAGCUUCGUGAAUGAUGAUGGUUUAUGACUUCUAAUGUCUAACUCAUUUCAAAUAAAACUGAUGCAAACUAUAUCCAUAUGAUUGUGACAAUUUGUGUUUGGAAGCAAACAUUUCAAGCUGCAUGAUUAUUUGUUGUC